This is a messenger RNA of Pan troglodytes (chimpanzee), 5496 nucleotides long. RefSeq names its product olfactomedin-4-like. Gene Ontology annotation, biological process: signal transduction. The coding region runs from base 335 to 1477 and encodes 380 amino acids. The transcript is spliced from 8 exons. Lineage: Eukaryota; Metazoa; Chordata; Mammalia; Primates; Hominidae. The record is from RefSeq and is a predicted model, not a curated record.
GAACGGACAGACCCACAGAUGCAAGUGUGUCCAGAAUUGGUGGGUUCUUGGUCUGACUUCAAGAAUGAAGCCGCGGACCCUCGCGAUUUUGUCAACACACUCUUUCUUCUUUCCCUUUGGCCUGAUCCCCAAGAUUUGGGCCUUGAAGAAAAAUCAGCUUCCAGUAAUGUGAACUGCAGCCAGAUCCAGCCAGUGCAUGAGCUGGUGAGAAGUGUGUCAAGCUCUGUGGAUAAAGGAGGCACAUGCCAUUGUAUGGUUCACCUACCCAACAACCCCAUCCCCCUGGAGCAGCUGGAACAGCUACAAAGUACAGCUCAGGAGCUCAUUUGCAAGUAUGAGCAGAAGCUGUCUAGAUGAGUAUGCACGCGCCAUUGAAGAUAAAGACAAUGACGUUCUGGAAAUGAGUCACAUGCUGAAGUCCUGGAAUCCCAGUGCCCUUGCUUCUCCCUAUGAGAACCCAGGCUUCAACCUGCUGUGCCUGGAGCUGGAGGGAGCACGGGAGUUGGUGACUCAACUUAAAGCCAUGGGAGGUGUUCUUGUGGCUGGGGACCUCCUCCACCAACUUCAGAGCCAGGCGACUAACGCCAGUCUCACACUCAAGCUUUUGGCUGACUCUGACCAGUGCAGCUUUGGUGCUCUCCAGCAGGAGGUGGAUGUCCUUGAGAGUCAACUAAGCGGAUGUGAGAGAGAAAAGGAGAAAGGACAGGCCUUUGGACACCCUGGACCACCCCUCCCCCGUGGGACUUGGCCUAGGUACUUUGACUACUAUCGGCUGUACAAAUCCUAUAAUGACCUCGCACUGCUGAAAAACUAUGAAGAGAGGAAGAUGGGCUAUGGUGAUGGCAGUGGAAACGUUGUGUACAAGAACUUUAUGUACUUUAACUACUGUAGCACAAGUGACAUGGCCAAAAUGGACCUUUCCUCCAACACACUGGUGCUGUGGCGUCUGCCGCCUGGUGCCACCUAUAACAACCGCUUUUCCUAUGCUGGUGUGCCCUGGAAGGACUUAGAUUUUGCUGGUGAUGAGAAGGGGCUGUGGGUUCUCUAUGCCACUGAGGAGAGCAAGGGCAACCUGGUUGUGAGUCGUCUCAACACUAGCACCCUAGAAGUGGAGAAAACCUGGCGUACCAGCCAGUACAAGCCAGCCCUGUCAGGGGCCUUCAUGGCCUGUGGGGUGCUCUAUGCCUUACACUCACUGAACGCCCACCAAGAGGAGAUCUUCUAUGCUUUUGACACCACCACCGGGCAGGAGCGCCGCCUCAGCAUCCUGUUGGACAAGAUGCUGGAAAAGCUGCAGGGCAUCAACUACUGCCCCUCAGACCACAAGCUGUACGUCUUCAACGAUGGUUACCUGAUAAAUUAUGACCUCACCUUCCUGACAAUGAAGACCAGGCUACCAAGACCACCCACCAGGAGGCCCUCUGGGGCUCAUGCUCCACCAAAACCUGUCAAACCUAACAAGGCUUCCAGACCCUGAGACCCAGGGCUAGGCAGAGCAUUGGUAGAAGUGUGCCCUCUUCCUUACCUCCAGGAGGCCCACAUCCCGAAGUGGCCAUUGGUCCUAAUGAUUGGAAGACUGAUUAUAUCUAGUGAGUUCUUUAUGUAAUUAAUAUCUCAAUCAGUACAUUAAGGUUCCCUUUAAUAAUGGUCUAGGUGGAUUUGAUAGGGAAAAAAUAAAAUAUUAGCUAAGAAAAUGGUACCCUCUCUUUCUGAUGCUUUGGCAUCUCAUAUUCCUUUUUUCAUAAAUCCAGCUCCCGGAACUCAAGAGUUCUGUGAUCUAGAAUUGUCAGUCUCAGGUUGGGAACAUCUGAUUCCAGUGCAGAAGCUGCAGGGCAGCUGGUCAUUAGAGUAGGAUAUGAAAGUUCCCUUUCUUAUCUCCACCUUCCUGUGAGGUCCCUGGGGAGAAAAGGGGCAAGAUCUUGGUCUGGUAAUCAAUUUUUCAUUGUCCUGGAUCGAUCUCACUUUUGAGUGCAAUUGCAAGAGAAUAGGCCUGAGUCUUGCUGUAGUAAGUUAGCAACUGGCCUUAUAGCAUGAUGAGGAUCUGACAUGGAUGGUGCUGGGGGUCUAGAUAUUCUCAAUAAAGAAUCAUUGGUUUGAUAGCAGAAGGUCUCCUGGCCAACGGCCUAUCAUCCCUUUGCUUGUCUUCAACACACUGGAAACAUAUGGGCUCGAGCUUUUUGCUUGUUCCUUAGCUAUCUGUGUGGUGCUCCUCCCUCUCCAGGCAGGUGGAUGGAAUAUAUAAAAUCCAGACCCUGAAGUCUUCCUAGUAACACAGAAUAUGCAUACAAUUUCAUAUAUACAUUCGAUAAGACAUGUACACUCUCACUCAUAUAAAUAAUUAUUUCCAUCUGCAUCUAAAUAAAAACCAAACACAAUUCUCCAAAUUUACAUGGGACCAAGAAUCCAGCUUUUUAGUUGCCUGUAUUUGUCCCCUUAAGAAUUUUACUACUAACCACCUCCUCUCCCACCUCUUGAUUUACAGACGACAUUCCCCCUUAAUGCUUUGACAUAAAGGUGGGCACACAAGAGUGGGUUAGGACAUUGAAACAAAUCAUUCUAAAACUUCUGUUAUAUUGACAUGUAGAAGAGACCAAGUGAUAUGUGAAUAAAAGGCAUAUUAUAAAAAAGAGCUAAUUCACAUUUAGUUUGGCAUGUGCCUAUGAAGAGCCUUCCUGGUUAGCCCUACUCCUGCUCCCUAGGACAGAGGAAAAUUUUCCCCACCACAUGGGAGCACAAUUAAAUAUAGAAUCCCAAAGUCUAGACUCUAUAUAAGACCCAAAUUUCCAGAUCAUUAAAAAAAUUAAUGCACUUCUUCCUAUGGGAGAGACUGCAUUCUUAUAGGAAUGUGGCUUUAUCUAUGGCUUCAGUAGACCCAACUUUUCAUACAAGUCUAACAUCCCUAUAAGGAACAUACACACAGCAUCACACAGAAACACACAUCCCACAUUUAAAAAUAUGGUUUUUAUUUACUUUUUUGUUUUCUUACUAGUUCCAUCCAGAGAACUUUGUCCCUGUUUUCUGGAAAAUUAUUUUAUUUUAUUGUAGAGCCCUGGACCCCUAAAUAUGUCCUCCUUCCCCAGCUGGCCCAGGGUGACUGCGAGGAUAGAGUUGACAUCACAAUAUCCCUUUUCUGAGGAUUCAUGCCCUUAGUGGGUGGGGUAGGAGGAGGGGUAACCCUAGGAGAAGUCAUCACCACUUUGUCCACCAUGGGUGAAGUAUGAAUCAGUAGCUAUGCCAGGCCUCAGCUGGGCCACAUCUGGAGAACAGGGGUGAGGGCACAACAUCACAAAAUAUCUGGCCCCAGUCUGGUCACUCAUCCCUUUUAGGGCAACAAGGAAACUAUCCUGUGGCCUGAGAGCACAAUACCUGAGACAAAGGCCAGCAGAAACAUUUGUCUGCCCUCACCCUUUCUGCCCCAGCUUCCACCUGCUCCCCAUCUGCCCACCCACUAAAGCCCAUGUCGCAUGCCAUCUCUUGAACAUCCAGGAUGUCCCAGAGUGGAUGUCCACCAGGUCUGCUGGCAGACAAAAAUAUCUCUUCAAGUGCCACUCGAGUGAUAGUGAAGACUGCAGGCAACCAGAAAGACUUUAUGGUAGCUGAUGACAUCUCGGUAAGGCAGUUCAAGGAGAUGCUAUUGGCUCACUUCCAAUGCCAGAUGGACCAACUAGUGCCGGUCUUCAUGGGUUGCCUUCUCAAAGACCAUGACACACUGAGCCAGAGGGGCAUCAUGGAUGGCCACACCAUCUACUUGGUCAUCAAGUCCAAGCAGGGCUCCAGAUCUCUAGCCCAUUCCUUCCGGGACCUGCCAACGAAUGAUCCCUGCCACCGGGACAGAAACACCAAAGGAAACAGCAGCAGAGUGCACCAACCAACUGGUAUGAAUCAAGCUCCAGUGGAACUGGCCCACUUUGUGGGGUCUGAUGCACCCAAAGUGCAUACCCAAAACUUGGAAGUGAGCCACCCAGAGUGCAGAGCACAGAUGCUGGAGAAUCCUAGCAUCCAGCGGCUUCUGUCCAACAUGGAGUUCAUGUGGCAGUUCAUUUCAGAACAUCUAGACACGCAACAAUUGAUGCAGCAGAACCCAGAAGUUUCCCGCCUUCUUCUUGAUAAUUCUGAGACCCUAUUGCAGACUCUGGAGCUGGCCAGGAACCUUGCUAUGAUCCAAGAGAUAAUGCAGAUCCAACAACCUUCACAAAACCUUGAGUAUCCACUGAACCCACAGCCAUAUCUGGGCUUAGAGAAAAUGCCAGGUGGGAAUAAUGCCCUGGGUCGGAACUAUGCUGAUAUCAAUGAUCAAAUGCUGAACAGCAUGCAAGAUCCUUUUGGAGGAAACCCUUUCACAGCUCUCCUGGCAGGACAAGUGCUAGAACAAGUCCAGUCUUCACCCCCACCUCCACUGCCAUCACAGGAACAACAAGACCAGCUCACACAGCAUCCUGCAACCCGAGUCAUCUAUAAUAGCUCUGGUGGUUUCUCUUCAAACACCUCAGCCAAUGACACCCCUAACAAGGUCAACCACACUUCCAAAGCCAACACUGCUAUGAUCUCCACCAAGGGCCAGAGCCAUAUCUGUGCCACUCGGCAGCCAGCUGGGAUACCAGCCUUACCUAGCAUAGAGCUUACCCAGCAGCUUCAAGAAGAAUACAAGGAUGCCACUGUUUCUCUAAGUAGCUCCAGACAGACAUUAAAGGGUGAUCUCCAGCUGUCAGAUGAGCAGACCAGCUCCCAGAUCACAGGAGGCAUGAUGCAGUUGCUUAUGAACAACCCCUACCUGGCAGCUCAGAUUAUGUUGUUCACAAGUAUGCCCCAGCUGAGUGAAGAGUGGAGGCAGCAGCUGCCCACAUUCCUGCAGCAGACACAGAUUUCUGAUCUGCUUAGUGCUUAGGCAACCCUAAAGCAUUCCAAGCAAUAUUGCAGAUUGAGCAGGCCCUCCAGCUGCUGGCCACAGAGGCUCCUGUUCUUCUGCCUUGGGUUGCACCCUACCUAUGGGGCCUGGGUUGGCUUCCUGCCCCCAGCUGCAGCUAUCCUGACACAGUGCCCUGUUCCUGGAAUGUUUCAGAUACAGCUGAGCCCAAGGGACCUGAGUGCUGCCACAAGCCUGGAACAGUCCUGCAGAGGCUACAAUCCCCGGAUGGGGACCCUUCCCACCCUCUGCAAGCUCCUGAGAUUCGUUUUAGCAAACAGAUGGAUUCUCUCCAGGCCAUGGGAUUUGGGAACCACCAUGCCAGUCUACAGGCACUCAUUGCUACUGAAGGGGACACCAAUGCUGCUAUCCACAAGCUCAAGAGAUCCCAGAGAUUCUAACCACCAUGCCUACUUGUUUGCUUGCUACCUGCCUGCUGACCCACCUGACCAUCUCAUUUGCCUUUUGCACCUUUCCUGAUGCUUCCAGCCAGGAGAAGUCCUGGAAUAAGAGUUAUCAACCAAUGUGUCUUGUACUGAAUAAUAGAUCAUUGGCCAUGGCUGAAACAUCUGUCAAUAAAAUGGCUACACUCA